GGAGUGACUGUUCAGAGCGCUGCUGAGCUGUUUGUCCUGUAAGUCUACGAGCAGGGCGACAAAGCAACGUGCUCAGCACCCGGUGACGUCAGGACGCAACAAACGGCUGCGCUGAUUGUGGUCGCCGGUGACUGACGGAAACAGAAAGCACAAGACUCUCCAGCCCACUACGCCAAUAUUCAGCCGGGACGGGACGGUCAUUGGCAAGUAAAGAAUACUCAGCCACAACACACGUUGCUGUUUUGGGCUAAAACAGGCCGGAAAAAGGUAGCACCAUGCGGCCACAUUUAAAUAGUUGGUGAUAUUUGACCGCCUACAAAGCAGCCAUGUCGUCGACAUCUCAAAAACAUAAGGAUUUUGUGGCCGAGCCCAUGGGUGAGAAGCCUGUGAUGGCUCUUGCAGGCAUCGGGGAGGUCCUUGGCCAAAGACUGGAGGAGAAGGGUUUUGAUAAGGCGUAUGUCGUCCUCGGGCAGUUUCUAGUGCUAAAGAAAGACGAGGAGCUUUUCCGGGAUUGGCUGAAGGACACUUGCAAGGCAAAUGUCAAACAGCAAGGUGACUGCUAUGGCUGCCUUAAAGAAUGGUGUGAUGCCUUCUUAUAAAGCCUUCGGCCAUUGUUUUCUACUUCUGAAAUCCAAACUGUACAUUACCUCUUCAGUGAUCUUAAAUCAAUCCAGCUACACCAUUAUAUAUAUGAACUGACACUCUUCACACGAAUGAGGCGCUUUUUAAUUUGAACUUUUACUUAGGCUGUCAGUGUAUUUCUGAAAUCUUUGGACCCCGAAUCAGAUAUCCCACAUGCCCUUCUCAUGGUCUAUGACUAGAAGGUCUAGAUUAAUACUUGCUAACGCUUUCUUCAAAUUGACAAUAUUCUAAAGUUGGGUGGAGAAUCACAAACCAUUCUAUCUGCCUGUAACAUCCACUCGCUGUCAGUAGCCCUUUUAUGGCAGUCAUUUUAACUUUUUAUUAGUAAAAGCACGGAUGUAACUAAUAACAAUAAUUAUGGCUUUUGUCCAUCUAUAUCUACCAGUAAGUCAUGCCACUGAGACAGCAUGCACGUUAGCAGGACUGUGACACGGGAACACUAAACGUAAUGCAAGCUGCAGAGGCUGAAACUGUCUGGUUUGCGUUUUUUGGGAAAUAGCUGCUCAUGUUCAUAAUAUUAAAUUAAUCUGAGAUCAUUGAAAUACUGCAUGUACUUUCUAUUAAAGGUUGAAUAUUAAAUGUAAGGUUCAUCCAUUGUUGGUCAUGUACAGAUAAUUUGAGUUAAACAUGGCUACUUUGUUCUAUAUUUAAACCUUUUCCUUCAGACAAAUGUUAACGUGUUCAGUUCAGCACACACUUGUGUUUCUGUGUAAAGAGGUGAUUUACCAGAACAACCCAAACUGCCAUUUGUACUCACCUUCAACUCCUGGGCUUCAUGCCCCGAUUGCCCAUUUUUAAAGCCUUUUGUAAAAUUGAUGUAAGCUGUAAUAUUUUAAAUAGUGCAUCGUAAUAGAGUUUAGCAUCACCAACAACGUUUAAAGGAUUUCCUGAAGAUGAUAAUUGUCUGUUUGAAGUCUCUCGCAGUAGAUGUGACUGUUUUUAUGUGACACACAAGAACUAAACCUCAAAACCUAUGUGACACUGGUCUGGGCGAAGACGUCAUCCUUUUUUAUUUUAUUACAAAAACUUUUAACUUUUGAUCUUGCAAAUGAAGAAGCAGCAUGACCAGACCCCUCAAUGUUAUACUCAAAGCUUGUUUGAACCUCAUGACAAAGUAUAUAAAUAAAGAUGCAGAUUCAACUAUCUCAAA
Anoplopoma fimbria (sablefish) is the source of this 1792-nucleotide messenger RNA. RefSeq names its product BAF nuclear assembly factor 1 (gene banf1). The transcript has 3 exons. The record is from RefSeq and is a predicted model, not a curated record. Bases 327 to 599 code for a protein of 90 amino acids. Gene Ontology annotation, molecular function: DNA binding. Lineage: Eukaryota; Metazoa; Chordata; Actinopteri; Perciformes; Anoplopomatidae.